AAUCGCCCUGGCUUGCCGAAUUUAUAAAUUUAAACACCGAAAUGAGAAAAAAAGCUUUGAACGAUUUUGAGAAAGACUUCUUCAAGCUUAUGAAUAAUAGUAUUUUUGGUAAGACUAUGGAACAAGUUAGACGAAGGAUACUAAUGGAGCUUGUUUCAAACGAAGAUAGAGUGCAGAAACUUAUCAACUUGACCACAUUUAAAUAUGCGACACCAUACAACGAAAACCUGAGUGCUGUAACAAUGGAGAAAAAAAUUAUAAAAUUCGACAAACCUAUUUAUAUUGGCUUAGCUGUGUUGGAUAUAUCAAAGACAAAAAUGUACGACUAUCACUACAACGUGAUGAAGAGGCAUUAUGGUGAUCAAAUCGAGCUGAUGUACACUGACACCGAUUCACUGGUAUAUUAUAUCCACACUGAUGACUUUUACGAAGAUCUUGCAAGGAACGCCAAUCUACUCGACCGUAUGGAUACUUCUAAUUUACCACGAAACCAUCCGUGUUAUAUUGCUGAGAGGAAAAAGAUCCCGGGUCUAUUUUCAGAUGAGACUGACGGCCAUAUUAUGACGGAGUUUUGCGCGCUCCGUGCUAAAUCCUACGCUUAUAAAAUCCAAGGAUUGGAUGAUAUGAAUGUGAAGGAGCAGAUCCGUGCAAAAGGCGUGAGGGGUCAUGUGGUUAAGAACCAUAUGACAUUUGAGGGUCAUCGGGCAUAUUUGUUUGAAGGUAUGGAGCCGGGUGUCAAUAAUAGACAGCUGAAUAUGUGUAUACGUUCAUUCAAACAUCAAUUGACGACUGUCCAGACCGAUAAAAUAAUAUACAACAAUUAUGAUGAUAAGAGGGUGAUACUAGAAGAUAAAAUCCAUACCCUAGCUCACGGUCAUUUUAGAAUAGAGGACGCAGAGUUGGCUGAAACUAUGGUUGAAAACGAAUUUUAGGCCUUGUGUAAAAUUUUUAAAAUACUCUGUACAUAAAUAGUGUAAAAUGAA
Melanaphis sacchari is the source of this 983-nucleotide messenger RNA. RefSeq lists its product as uncharacterized. The record is from RefSeq and is a predicted model, not a curated record. Bases 42 to 932 code for a protein of 296 amino acids. The transcript is spliced from 5 exons. Lineage: Eukaryota; Metazoa; Arthropoda; Insecta; Hemiptera; Aphididae.